AACAAGCGGCAGACAAAAUGGAUUUAAGUAAGGCGGAGACAGAGGAUAUUCUGUUCUGUUGCAUUAAAAAAUUUACUUUGGAUAGAUUAGUAGAAAAUGCCAGUAGAUUAUUAGAACCUAUCCAGGACGGAACUAAUGACUAUUAUGAAUUAGGAAUAUCCAUAAUCAUGACAAUAAUCGCUUUUAUCUCCCAAAAAGGAGAAACUACGACCCCUAGCAAAAACUGGCCAAGAAUGAAGCCAAAGAAGAAAACAAAAAAUAAAUAUUUAACUGUUAAUCCCUUUACUACUUUUAAAGAGAUUAUUCAGCAAGGAAAAUUUUUUGACUUAAUUAUAAUUGAUGGUCCUGCUUGCACUAGCCAAGGAACCUUGGAAAUAGCCAAGGUGGCUAAUUUAGUAAUCCAGCCAACGGGGUCAGUUUGG
Molecule: messenger RNA, 422 nt
Organism: Dentiscutata erythropus
Lineage: Eukaryota; Fungi; Glomeromycota; Glomeromycetes; Diversisporales; Gigasporaceae
Source: the annotation of a GenBank genome assembly